GUAAUGAAAAGAUGAAAAACUUUAAUGACAAAGUUUUUGAUAACAUGGUGGGUGAAAAAAUUGUAAUUUUAGCAUAAGAUAGCAUAGUUGGGUCUGCUUCACAAGUUGUGGGCAAAGCUAUACUUGAGAAAGUAAUGAAAAGAUGAAAAACUUUAAUGACAAAGUUUUUGAUAACAUGGUGGGUGAAAAAAUUGUAAUUUUAGCAAAAGAUAGCAUAGUUGGGUCUGCUUCACAAGUUGUGGGCAAAGCUAUACUUGAGAAAGUUCCGGAAGAUCCGAGAAAAACCAUGCAAUUACAUUCCACUUUAGAAUUGUUAAUUGGCUUAAAAUGUGAAAUAGCUUUAAAUGCUAGAUUGGAUGAUGGGUUGACAAACGGGGCGUCUUGCGUGGUAAAAAAAAAAUCCAGACAGGCGCUUCUAGGUUAGCAAGUAGCACCAUAGUCUGGGUCCAGUUUGAAAAUCCAGAUGUUGGGAAGUUAACUAGAAAAGAUUAUAAAAGUCAUUUCAGUGCAGAAGUUGAUGCCUUGUGGACACCUAUUCUGGCUGUUUCACGACAGUUUAGAGUUGGGUAAUACAAGAAUGCAGAAGUAAUGAGAAUGCAGAUACCUUUGAGACCAGCUGCUGCUAAAACUGUUCACCGAUCACAAGGGGAUACUUUAGAAAGCGUGGUCAUUGAUUUCGAAGGUAGGAAAACUCGACAUAUUCAUUUUGUUGGAUUAAGCAGGGUGAAAACUAUUGAAGGUUUACACAUCAUAAACCUGAACGAAAACAAAAUAUCAGUCAGUAAUGAUGUGAAAGUAGAAAUGAAUGAAUUGCGUACAACACGUAAAGUCAUAUGCAGAACACGGGAUUUGAGUUCUGUGAGCUCAGAUAAAAUAAUUGUGGUUUAUCAUAACGUUAGAUCACUGCAGACAUAUUUUGAAGAUGUAAAAGCGAGUCUGUGUAAAAUUAAUGCUACUGUCGUCAUACUGGCAGAGACAAGAGUAAUAGCAAGUGUAAAUUCAGAUAUGUAUAACAUACCUGGUUAUACCUUGUAUAGAAAUGAUGCUGUGACAGAAAUAUUGAAAAAUCAUCAUGGCAUGGCUGUAUAUGUCAAUGAUAAAAUGAAACUGAAAAAUAUUGUUGUUGAACCAUUCAAUAUGAAUGGUGUUGAGAUGAACGUUAUAACGUUAGAUAUUGAAAUUGAAAAUAUAAAGAAUUUUUGCAAGAUACUUGGGCUAUGUAAACCGCCUAAAGUGUCAGAGGGUCAGUUCUGUUCAGCUCUUAUAGAUGUGAGCAAAACGUCAAAUGAAACUGAUUUCACCAUAGUUCUUGGUGACUUCAAUAUGAAAUUUGAAAAAUGUAAGACUUCGAGUGUCAACGAAGUGUUGAAGGGCAUGAGCCAGUUGAUUGAUGAACCUACCACUGAUUCAGAUACAGUGAUAGAUUUGAUAUACUCUGAUCUACCGAAAGAUCACAUAAGGUCUGGUAUUCAGGAGAACUACUUUUCGGACCACAAAGUGAUCUAUUUGAUGAUCAGUAAAGAAAAAUUAAGUAAUGAUGAGGAUAAAGCUUACAGCAACAUUAAUGCUGCCAAUACUGUUGGAAAUGAAAAUAUGUGGAAAUUCCACACUGUUAAGGAAAAUAAAAAGGCUUUUUUAUUUGGGGAAAAUAUUCCCGCAGGAAGAAUUUCUAAAGAAAUGAAAAAAAACUGAUAUUCAAAAUGAAAUGCAGGUCGAUAAUAUAAUAGUCAGAAAGUAUGGCUAUCAGAUAAGCAGAAGAGAUCUAGCUACCCUUGCUCCAAGACAGUGGCUUAAUGAUCAAGUAAUAAAUGUGUAUAUGAAAU
Molecule: messenger RNA, 1823 nt
Organism: Patella vulgata (common limpet)
Lineage: Eukaryota; Metazoa; Mollusca; Gastropoda; Patellidae
Exons: 1
Coding region: 589-1692 (367 amino acids)
Source: RefSeq, a predicted model, not a curated record